AUGGCUGCAGAAAAGUUUGGUCUGCAUCUCAAGACGAUUCUUAAAGGGAAACAUAUCGACGCCAUUUACGAACUCUGGGGAGUCAGUUACGCCGUAGAAAUCGAAUCCCCGAGGACGGCUGGCGGCUUAUCGUUUCCUCUUCCUCGUUUCCUUCUCGAGGUGCUGGCGGAGAUCAAGAUGGCGUUUACCCAGAUAGCGCGUAACUUUUUCCGGUACUUUUUAGGUUGCUGGGUCCCAGCUCAGGAAGAAGGUCUCGAAUUUGGUCUCAGGGAGUUGAAGCAAUUAUUUUCCAUAAAGCGAAACAACGGCUUCCAUGGCACAAUGAUUAUCUCUCCUCGAGGUGGUCGUGUUAUCAUCGAAGGCAUUCCUAAUAAGGAUGAUCGAUGGAGGGAGAAUUUUUUUGUUUUAAAAAUAAAUCUAGCGUCGGUCGGAGACUUCGAUUUCGAGAGGAUUCCUCGGGAAUGGUCCGGCGACAUUGAGCCUUUUGGGUCUGCGCCUAUGUCUCUCGAGCUUCGCGGGUUAAUGGAGACUUUGCGUCGAGGUAGCACUUGCUGGCUCUCCUUUACUCCUGACCGAAUUCAAGCCGCCUAUGCUCUCCCACCGGGUGCGAAUCGUGCUACUCCUGUCACCUUGGUGGCUCCUGUUCGGCCCAAGCGAGGUCAGGGCACCAAAAGGAAGAAGGAUGAAGAGGUGUUGCUCGAUCGUCCUGAUGAGUCUUCUGAGGCCGGGUCAUCAGAGCGAGAUCGGAAAGUCCACCGGGGGCGGGUCCUUAGACCGAGGUCGCAGGCUCAGUCUCCUGGUCUUCUUGCUAGGCCAGUGUCGGUCGCUUUUCCAUCUGGUGGAGCUCGAAAGGCACCGGAUACUUCGGCGAGCUCUGCUGGUGAUCGAGCUCUUAAUGACGAGAUCGAUUCGUUGUCUCGUCAAUCUCGACGUCGGGUUAACCCCGGUGAUCUUCCUUCGAGCGUGCCCGAAGCUUUUUCGUGGUCGUUUGCGUAUGACAGCGAGAUCCCCAUCCUUGAGAACCCCGAGUCCCUUGCGGAAAUUUGGUGUAAGAUCAGAGCAGAAGGAUGCGAGCUCCCUUCUUUGGAGCACAUGCGAGAGCGCGACGCCUAUGUUCGGAUGGCAGUCGCAAACGCCAAGGCUAUGGAGGCGAGCAAUGAUUAUGCCGCUUUAAUGGAGGGGCGAUUGGCAAAUUUUCCUAGUAAGGAAGAGAUCGCGGGUCACCUUCUCAUGAUCCAACAGCUUCGGGGUGAGCUGGAUACUGCUCGGGAGACGGAGAGACAGCGCGAAUUGGAUUUUGAGAAAUUGAAGAAGAAGUUGGCGGCUUCUGAGGCAGAAAAGGGCGUUGUUCAGAGCGACCUUAACUCGAUGGAGGAGAAGUAUAGGCGAGAGAUCGAAGGUCGGGAUAGGAAAGCUUGCAAAGAUCUCCAUCUAGCUCGUGUCUCUCUUGCGAAGGAGUACGAGGGGGUUUUGGCUGUAGUCAGGGGUAAGUUGGAGCAAAAGAAGAAAGAAACGGCCGCGGAGAUUCUUUUGCAAGAGACGCGAGCUCAUAUCGAAGCUUUGCCGAGUAUAGUGAGGGUGGCUUCGAGCUCGAGGCGGAGUUGGAGCGCCAUAAAGACUUGGAGGUUUCGCUCGACGUCAAUUACGGUCUUGCUUCGGUGUCGGACCCUUCUCUUGGUCGUCUCGAUCUCCCCGAGAUCUCCGGAGACUCGGUCAACAAGGAUUGAUGCGAGGGUUACUUCGAUUUAG
Molecule: messenger RNA, 1749 nt
Organism: Brassica napus (rape)
Lineage: Eukaryota; Viridiplantae; Streptophyta; Magnoliopsida; Brassicales; Brassicaceae
Exons: 6
Coding region: 1-1749 (582 amino acids)
Source: RefSeq, a predicted model, not a curated record